UUUAACGACGCCGAGGCUGCGUACGAAUCGAAAACCAAUCCCGAACUCAUCCGGGCCAUGCUGUCCUUCGGAUUGUGUCAAAUUCCUAUACUCGUGCGCUAUUCCGAACGCUUGCUCAAACUGGGACGCAAGAUUGUCGGUGAUACCAUCACGGACGGUAUUCUAAAACAAACACUCUUUGGACAUUUUUGUGCCGGCGAGGACGAGAAACAGAUUCUCCCCGCCAUUCAUAAACUCGAAAAAGCCGGGAUUGGUAGUAUUCUGGAUUUUGCCGCGGAAGACGACGGAGAGGGCGACGACGGAGACGAUGGAGACCGAUCCAAGAAGGAAAAAAUCGCGGACGAGAUCAUUCAAGAUAAAAGUCCCAAAGUGCGCGUCUACGACUACGAAUCCGAGGCCAAGUGCGAUCGUCACGUGGAGACCUUCCACAAAUGCAUUCGGGACGUGGCCGAUCUCGGUAAAGACGGAUACGCCGCGAUCAAAGUUACGGCCCUCACCAAUCCCAAGUUGUUGGAACGCAUGAGCCGCGCCAUUGUCGAAGCACAAAAUCUCUUUGCUAAAUUUGACGAAAAUGGUGACGGCAUUGUUACCAAAGAUGAAUUCAAACACGGCUUUAAUCUGUUUUUCAAAGGCGAAGACGCCAUGCUCAACGACGCCUUGGAUCAUCUCCAACUCGCCGAUGGCAGCGUCGACUACAUUACCUGGUCGAUGCUCUUGACCCCGUCCGACCUGCCACGCUUGACGGCUGGUUGUCGCGAGGUCGGUCCGCUGAGCUUGGCGGCACCGACGGACGAAGAAAUUGAACUCAUGGAGCGCAUGUUCGAACGUGGACACGAAUUGGCGCGACAAGCCGCCGAGGUUGGGACCCGACUCUUAAUUGACGCGGAACAAGCCCGGUUCCAACCCGCCAUUGACAAUUUUGUACUCAACCUGCAACGCACGUACAAUGCCACUGGUGUCAGCGAAUUUCCCGUCAUCUACAACACCUACCAGUGCUAUCUGAAGGAUGUACCGGAUCGUCUCCGGACGGAUGUGGAACGCUCCGAACGUUUCGACUACCAUUUUGGUGCCAAACUAGUACGGGGUGCGUACAUGGAGAGUGAGCGAGCCUUGGCAAAGUCCCUCGGAUUCCCGUCGCCCAUACAGGAUACCAUUCAAGAUACGCACGACUGUUACAACAACUCGGUAGACUUUCUGCUCAAACAUGCCAUUCAAUCGGACAAGACUUGCGAACUUAUGUUGGCCACUCACAAUCAGGAGUCGAUCGAAAAGGCCAUACACUCAAUGAAUGAACACGGGGUCAACCGCAAGGAUCCGACCAUUUGCUUCGGACAGCUCUUUGGUAUGUCGGACAAUUUGACUUUCAACUUGGGCCGUCACGGGUACCGUGCCUACAAGUAUGUGCCGUAUGGAGAAGUCAAAAUGGUCAUGCCGUAUUUGAUUCGACGCGCCAACGAAAACUCGUCCAUCGCGAGUGGUGCCGCGCAGGAACUCCGAAUGAUUCAAAAUGAGCUCAAGAGACGCGUA
Messenger RNA from Phaeodactylum tricornutum CCAP 1055/1, 1527 nucleotides. RefSeq lists its product with no specific name. The transcript has a single exon. Lineage: Eukaryota; Bacillariophyta; Bacillariophyceae; Surirellales; Neidiaceae. The annotation marks the transcript as partial. The record is from RefSeq and is a predicted model, not a curated record. Gene Ontology annotation, molecular function: calcium ion binding; FAD binding; proline dehydrogenase activity. Gene Ontology annotation, cellular component: mitochondrion.